UAGAAGAGUUCCCAAAAUUCAUAAAAUCAAAAAUCUUUGAGAUUAUCAUUAAAAUGACUGAGUGAAUGGUGAAGAAUGAGAGGUGAAAUAUGCUUCACAAAGACCAAGAUAAGAACAAUGUGACAGGAAGUGCACUUUGAAUCUGUGACAACCAAUCACAUGCAUUUCUCAGUGUGACAUUCAGUGUCGUGGCCACGUCACAUCACCUCCUUUACUCAGUGAAAUACCAGAAAGGUUCCUAACAAGAGACAAUGUCAGGAUGAUCGUGUUAUGGGUAACACUGCUUGUUCUUCAUCAAGGAUAUACGCUGGUUCCAGUGAUCACAGUUCAACUUGGUGAACCUGCAAACUUGACAUGUGCUUUCCCUAAUGAUGUGUUCAGCUUUAAACAACUCUACUGGUACAAGCAGAGUGCUGGUGACACUCUGAAAUUAAUUGUCAUACUGCAUCAAAAUGCACCACCUGAGUAUGGAUCAGAGUUUCCCCGCUCAAAAUUGGACAUAAAUACCAAUAAGAAUUUUAGUAACCUGACCAUUUUGAGGACAACCCAAGAAGACGAGGGAAUGUACCAUUGUGCAAUCGCGGAGUGGAUUAUUCCUGUAUGGAGAGGAACAUAUUUGUUAGUAAAAGGAAACACUGAAAGGACAUCAAACUAUACUGUUGUUCGGUGGCCGACAGUAUCUGAUCCAGUCCCUCCAGGAGACUCUGUGACUCUCCAGUGUUCAGUCCUCUCUGAAUACAAGAACAAGACGUGUCCAGGAGGAUACAGUGUUUACUGGUUCAGAGCCGGAUCAGAUGCAUCUCACCCAGACUUCAUCUACACUGAUGGAAGUAGCCGUGAUGAAUGUAGAAAGAAAACUGGCAUUCACUCGUCUCCAAAGAGCUGUGUCUAUCGCUUCUCUAAAAACAUCAGCUCCUCUGAUGAUGGGACUUAUUACUGUGCUGUGGCCACAUGUGGAGAGAUAUUAUUUGGAGAUGGAACUAAACUCGAACUUGUGCAAACAACACAUUCACUAUUUAUUGGAAUAGUGAUAUUAAUAGUCUGUUUGGCCAUUUCUGUUGUUGCAAAUGUCGUCUUCAUCUGCAACCGAAGUCUGAGAGUACGUGAACAAUAUAAAGGAAUGGAAAGCACUAUUUCAGAAGCUCGACAUGACAACUUGCGUCAACCAGUACAUGAUAUUACUGAAGUUGAUGACAGAAUGAACUACGCUGCACUGAAUUUCUCAGAAAGAAAAGCAACAAGAGGAAGAAAGAAGAAAGAGUUUUCAGAGGAUUGUGUGUACUCUCAAGUUAAAUGAUGAUACUGUUGAUAAUAUUGAGCACUUGCAUCUGUUUGUGAUUAUUUUGUUGUAUUUUUUUUUCAUCUUGGCUAAAUAUUAAAUAUUAACCUUUACUCAAAAAAAUCACUUUAUUGUUGACACAAUUAGGGCUAUCAUAGUCUAUAACACAGUAUUGUUGCCUUUCUUACAUAUCAUCUUUAUCAUCUUUAUCAUAUCAAUGUUAUCUUUGGUCUUUA
Molecule: messenger RNA, 1515 nt
Organism: Thunnus maccoyii (southern bluefin tuna)
Lineage: Eukaryota; Metazoa; Chordata; Actinopteri; Scombriformes; Scombridae
Product: immunoglobulin superfamily member 3-like
Exons: 6
Coding region: 260-1297 (345 amino acids)
Biological process (GO): response to bacterium
Source: RefSeq, a predicted model, not a curated record